This is a messenger RNA of Acytostelium subglobosum LB1, 375 nucleotides long. RefSeq lists its product as hypothetical. Lineage: Eukaryota; Evosea; Eumycetozoa; Acytosteliales; Acytosteliaceae. The transcript is spliced from 3 exons. Bases 1 to 375 code for a protein of 124 amino acids. The record is from RefSeq and is a predicted model, not a curated record.
AUGUCGUGGAGGGCAUUGCUGUCACAUAAUCUUCAAGAGGUUAGAAUCUGCUUCUGUCAGACUAAUCAAAGCAGUGAUGGACUUAGAAACUUCAUCACCAAGAACUACGCAGACUUGAAGAGACUGAACCCAAGACUCCCAUUGAUGAUCCGCGAGACUCAUGGCAUCGAGCCAGUGAUCUAUGCUAGAUAUGACUGGGGACAGGAGGAGAAUAGAGUAGUCACAAAUAUGUCGGAGCAACAGGUUGAGGAGAAGCUGAAGGAGUUGUGUUUGAUUGGUAACAAGCUCGACCGUUCACCAGAGAGUGAGAUGACAGAGGUCGACAUUAUCUCUGCAUACAACAGGCCAAUCACAAGCAUUAGGACUAGAUUCUAA